UAGAAGCGUAACGGCCGUUCUGGCUAGUUUCCCGCUAAAAAUUGUUAUUGUUUAUAUUUUGGUUGUGUGCAGUCGGUUUGGUUUCCUUGUGAUUGUUUUUAAGUUUGCCGCAUUAUCGUUUGGUCCAAGGUUUUUGCUCAUAAAAUGCACAACACUUUUAAUGCGGUUACAUAAGUGCGUGUGCUGAAAACAGUUCGCCACCAAGAGUUCCUAUACCUGCACACCUACUCCUUUGAGAAGCUACACCAAGUAAGCACCCAAAUUGAGGGAAGUAAUGCCAGGCGGCGGCACAAUUGGACCAUUUAGACACGAUUGUAGCCACUACUGUAGCACAAUUAGCCAGCCCGCACACGCAUCCGCACCCGCACCCGAAUAGUAGUAAUUAAAUACAAAAUGCUGGGCGCCCUUUUUCGCGUGCCGUCACCAAAGGUGGCCAUCAUUUACCGUAGCCUGCCCGAGCUGCUAGGCACGGGUGCUGAUGUCCGCGCCUUGUCCGCCGGAAGAGGCGUUUGUCACCAACGUCACCAAAGUCACCAAAACCUUAACGUCCACAUCCAAAUCCACCGACCAUCCCACCGACGUGAACUGCUCUCUUGCGCCCAGACCUGGCCAGAGUGUUCCAAAUUGUCAGUACGUUACCUGCACUCGGAGCCCGUCGCCAUGUUCUACUCGAUGUAUGCUUACUUAUCCAAUCUACCGCGCCUCCAUGUCCUGGGCAUGGCAUUGGUGGCCUACGUGGUGUACUAUCUGAUCCAGGUGGUCAAGCGGCCGAUUAUCGCCUGUUCGGACGGGCCGUUCAAACAGUACCUGAUCCGCAAGGUGCCGACUCUGGAGAACAAGUACUGGCCCACCUUCUGGUGCGUGGAGAGUCGGGCGCAGACGGUAAUGGCGAGCCUGCUGCGCUCGAAAAGUCUGCCGCACGUCAACUACCGCCGUGAGAUCCUGCCCCUAAAGGACGGCGGCGAGGUGGCUCUGGACUGGAUGGAGGAGGGGUGUGACGAAAACGCACCCUGUAUUCUCAUUCUGCCAGGACUCACCGGCGAGUCCCAGGCGGAGUACAUUAAAUGCCUAGUCUUUGCCGCCCAGCAGGCCGGCAUGCGGGUUGUUGUGUUCAACAAUCGUGGUCUCGGUGGGAUCGAGUUGAAGACGCCUCGUCUCUACUGCGCAGCCAACUGCGAGGAUCUCUGUGAGGUUAUCCACCAUGUCCGUAGCAUUCUGCCGCCACAAUGCAAGAUGGGCGCCGCUGGGAUUUCGAUGGGAGGCCUAAUUCUUGGCAACUAUCUGGCCCGCAAGAGCGACGAAGCCAGGAACAUCCUAUCAGCGGCCAAGAUUAUCUCUGUGCCUUGGGACGUCCACAAGGGUAGCGCCAGCAUUGAAAAGCCUGUGAUUAACAGUCUCCUGGGGCGCCACCUGGCCGGUAGUCUUUGUCGCACUUUGCGGAAUCACUUGGACAUCUACCGGGACAUCUAUCAGGACUCGGACAUCGAUAUUCAACGAAUUUUGCGCUGCAAGACCAUCAAGGAGUUCGAUGAGCUCUUCACAGCCAAGCAGUUUGGUUAUGCCCAUGUCAACGACUAUUACUCGGACGCCACACUUCACAACAAGUUGGACCACAUCUCGGUGCCCCUGCUGUGCCUCAGCGCUGCCGACGAUCCUUUCCAGCCGCUGGACGCCAUCCCUAUUAAGGCGGCCAACCAGUGUACUCAUGUGGCGAUUGUGAUCACGGCGCGAGGCGGCCAUAUCGGUUUCCUCGAAGGCUGGUGGCCAUCCACUAAGGACCAGUAUAUGGGGCGUUUGUUUACGGAAUACUUUACCAAGGCCCUGUUCGAUGAGGAUGGCGAGUUCCAGCACACCGCUAACAAGAUGCACGAGCGCUUCUUGGCCAAGGAGACCGUGGCCCUAGCCUCGUCAUCGCCAUUGUUGCUCGACAAGAAGGUGGAUGCCGGCCAGCUGGACCACAAGAUGAAGCUAAUGUGAACAUACCUCAGCUCAGAUAUUUGGUAGUUGGUCCACUAGGGUUACCACAUGAAAUUUUUUAGAUAUCCGCGUAUGUAUUCCGAUAAGAUUCGGCGAAAGAAGUAGAAUUUCGAACGCAUGUGAUAUGAAACGUUGAUCAAAAUCCAAAGUGUUGUUAUAUUAUUUUUGUAAGGCAGCGUACAGGGAACAGUAAACAGCGAAAAGCGAACCAAAUCGACAGUAUGCGUAGUUGCUUAAAUUACUCUUAGUACGUGACAUUAGUGACAUAUCAAGUUGAAAUAGCAAAGAAGCUUGUAAGAUUCCUAGCCUAGCCGUAAAUUCAAAUACAAUAUAUGACACAAUGCAAUAAUCUUAUACUUUUACAAGUUCCGUAUAUAUUUACUAAUAAAAAUACAACGCUUAAUAAACAAAAAUAAAA
Drosophila bipectinata is the source of this 2395-nucleotide messenger RNA. It is a transcript of the gene Hydr1, whose product is annotated as phospholipase Hydr1. NCBI's taxonomy places the organism in Eukaryota, Metazoa, Arthropoda, Insecta, Diptera, Drosophilidae. Gene Ontology annotation, molecular function: acetylesterase activity; monoacylglycerol lipase activity. The record is from RefSeq and is a predicted model, not a curated record. Gene Ontology annotation, biological process: medium-chain fatty acid catabolic process; medium-chain fatty acid biosynthetic process.